AUGCCACUAAAAACACGGAAACUUGCAGUUGUUGGUGCUCGCUCGGUUGGGAAAUCAUCGCUAAUUGUACGGUUUGUUGAAGACCAUUUUCUUGAUAGUUAUUACCCAACGCUCGAAAACCAAUUUGGCAAAAAUAUUAAUAUCCAAAACCAAGAUUACGCAAUCGAGAUUCUCGAUACUGCAGGUCAGGACGAGAAUAGCAUACUAAACGAAAAGCACAUUGUUGGUGUCCAUGGAUACGUGUUGGUGUUUUCAAUUACAUCUAGACAAUCGUUUGAGACAAUUCAACAUGUUUGUAAUAAAAUACUAAAUUCAAUAGGGAGUGAUGAUAUUCCCAUGAUAUUUGUGGGAAAUAAGUGCGAUUUAGAAUACCAGAGACAAGUUGACAAACAAGAAGGAGAAAAACUAGCUGAGAGAUACAAAUGUAAAUACAUGGAAAUCUCAGCAAAGGAUAACUUGAAUAUCAAUCAAACAUUUGAAUCUCUAAUAACCGAUAUCGAAAUGAUGCAUAAUCCCCAGGUAAUAGCAAAAGGCAAAUACGAACGAUGUAUAAUUGUAUAA
This is a messenger RNA of Lodderomyces elongisporus, 561 nucleotides long. It is a transcript of the gene RHB1, whose product is annotated as putative GTPase. Gene Ontology annotation, molecular function: GTP binding; GTPase activity; GDP binding. The transcript has a single exon. The record is from RefSeq and is a predicted model, not a curated record. Gene Ontology annotation, cellular component: plasma membrane. NCBI's taxonomy places the organism in Eukaryota, Fungi, Ascomycota, Pichiomycetes, Serinales, Debaryomycetaceae. The coding region runs from base 1 to 561 and encodes 186 amino acids. Gene Ontology annotation, biological process: small GTPase-mediated signal transduction.